Molecule: messenger RNA, 4861 nt
Organism: Conger conger (European conger)
Lineage: Eukaryota; Metazoa; Chordata; Actinopteri; Anguilliformes; Congridae
Gene: abcb10
Product: ATP-binding cassette, sub-family B (MDR/TAP), member 10
Exons: 13
Coding region: 436-2685 (749 amino acids)
Biological process (GO): transmembrane transport
Cellular component (GO): membrane
Molecular function (GO): ATP binding; ABC-type oligopeptide transporter activity; ATP hydrolysis activity
Source: RefSeq, a predicted model, not a curated record
AUUUUGUUUAGUAAUGUCUUGAGUUACGAUUCGUAGUUUGAGGACGUCAGAUGGUGGAUUGGGGUGACCUGGGUGGUAGGAAGCUGUUCGUGUCGUCUGCUAAUGACGAGGGUAACUUAUAUAUGUUUUUGCUAAAUGUGCUCAUUGGCGAUUGUAUGGAUAUGUCGUGGUUAUCAAGAAACAGAACUGCGUGCGACGUGAUAAACGGAAGCUGAUUAUGGAGACCUUGUAAGGCAUUGACAGACCCUGAUAAUGUGGAGUAACUAACCGUCAGGAACACCCAGCCUGCUAGUUACAGUAGCUGAUGAACAUCUGGCUCCACUGGCUUGUGUUGUAGAAUUAGUUCGCAUUGUGUGGUAUCCGGAUUUUAUGUUCAUGUGGCAUAGUUUGUCAAACCUCUGCUGCAAACUAACUUGUUAGAAUUCCAGCCGAACCAUGAGCUCACGGGUUGUUGCAGGGUUAUGUGUACAUUACCCCAAUCUUGGUAAUAUAACUAUGAAAAGAGUGCCAUUGGGCUUACAGAGGAAAAUGUGUAUUGGAUCGACUCAACAGAACCUCAAGCCCCUUCACUGCACAGCACAGCGUUUACAUUUGUUGGAAUACCAUGCCUUCGGAGGACCACGAAAGGGACAGCUCGUAAAUGGGAAAAGAUUCCGUUUACUGAGGGCACCUGUUGCACGUCCUCCGCUUAGUCAUAAUUGUUCAGGGGCUUCGUCCGCUCUCUCAUUCUGCAAAUGUAGGGUUUUGGCUCUGCCUCAAUAUUUGUGGACUAGCUCCGGGAACCGGCUAAACACACAGUGCAGUUAUAGCACAUCGGCCGGUCCGGACCAAGCGGCACAGCCUGGAGAGGACACCAAAAAGAAUCCAACAGCUGACCCAAAUAAUAAAUUAACCCGGAUACCAUCCGAAGACGUCAAAAGGCUUUUACAGCUGGCUUACCCGGAGCGCUGGCGACUAACAGUGGCUGUGGGGUGCCUGGUGCUGUCGAGUGGGGUCACCAUGUCGGCUCCCUUCUUCCUGGGCCGAGUGAUUGACACCAUCUACAUGAACACUGCCGCAGACUUCACCUCAUCCCUCACCUCCUUGUGCACUAUGCUGUGCGGGGUUUUCCUCUGUGGUGCUGCCGCCAACUCCGCACGGGUCUACCUCAUGCAGAGCUCAGGGCAACAGAUUGUGAGAAACUUACGCGAAUCCCUUUUUUCCUCAAUUUUGAGGCAGGAGGUGGGUUUCUUCGACAAGACGCGCACCGGCGAGCUCAUUAACCGCUUGUCUGCGGACACGGCGCUUAUCGGGCGCUCGCUCACGGACAACCUUUCUGACGGCCUCCGUGCCGUCGCCCAGGCAACGGCUGGAAUCGGAAUGAUGUUUUACGUGUCCCCGAGUCUAGCUGCAUUUGUGCUGAUGAUCGUGCCUCCCAUAGCUGGCCUGGCUGUGGUCUACGGACGAUACCUGCGCUCCAUAUCCAGGAGGAUGCAGGACUCCCUGGCAGAGUCCACACAGUUGGCAGAGGAGCGGAUCAGCAAUCUGAGGACGGUGCGUGCGUUUGGAAAGGAGCUGUCGGAGGUGGAGAAGUACGUGGAGAAAGUGAACCACGUCCUCGUGCUGGCCAGGAAAGAGGCAGUGCUUCGGGCGGGGUUCUUCGGAGCGACGGGGUUGAGCGGAAACCUGAUCGUCCUGGCGGUGUUGUAUAAGGGCGGGCUCCUAAUGGGCAGUGAGCACAUGACUGUGGGAGAGCUCUCCUCCUUCCUCAUGUACGCCUUCUGGGUGGGAGUCAGCAUCUCAGGAAUGAGCUCGUUUUACUCGGAGCUGAUGAAAGGGUUUGGAGCAGGGACGCGACUGUGGGAGCUGCUGGACCGGAAGCCGGAGUUUCCCUUAAACGAGGGCAUUGAGCUUCGGCCGGGCCAGCUGAAGGGUGAGCUGGAGUUUCGGAAUGUGUCCUUCGCCUACCCGACCCGCAAGGACGCGCCCAUCCUUCAGGACCUGAGCCUGCACAUUCCGGCAGGAUCCGUGCUGGCGGUGGUGGGGCCCAGCGGGUCCGGAAAGUCCACCCUGGUGUCCCUGCUGCUCCGGCUGUACGACCCAGAUACAGGCUUCAUCACCAUCGACGGCCAUGACGUGCGUGAGCUGAACCCGUACUGGUUGCGAAGUCACAUCGGCACAGUCAGUCAGGAGCCUGUACUGUUCUCCUGCUCCGUGGCGGAGAACAUCGCGUACGGAGCUAUGGACCCCAGUCAGGUGACCGUGCAGGACGUUCAUCGGGCGGCACACAUGGCCAAUGCCUACAACUUCGUCCAGGACUUCCCCCAGGGCUUCCACACACUGGUGGGGGAGAAGGGGAUACUGCUGUCAGGUGGUCAGAAGCAGAGAAUUGCCAUCGCCCGUGCACUACUGAAGAAUCCCAAGAUCCUCCUGUUGGAUGAGGCCACGAGCGCUCUGGAUGCAGAGAACGAGUUCCUGGUCCAGGAGGCCCUGGAGAGGCUGAUGCAGGGGCGGACGGUGCUGAUCAUCGCCCACCGCCUCUCCACCAUCCAGAACGCCGACGCGGUGGCGGUGCUGGACCAGCGGCGGGUGGUGGAGUGCGGCCGGCACGCCGAGCUGCUGGGGAACCGCCACGGACUGUUCCGGAAGCUCAUGGAGAAGCAGGCCUUCCUGCAGGCCGACCGCAAGCAGGUCCUGUGCGAGUAGAAACGGGGGUGGAGAGCCCCCCUCCCCCCCGAGGCAGGAGUGCCUCUGUGCUGAUACUCUGUCUGAAACAGCUGUGUUCGAGCAGAUAUUUUCAAUAGCACACUGUUGGGGGUGGGGGGUUCCAUUGCUGCCUGUUUAAGGGCCUGUUUCGGCUGAGCAGGUACAACGUCCCCCCCCAACUGCAGCCACAGAGAGUGGCAGCAACACACACAUCCGUUGUCCUUCAUGAGGGCUGGACGGAACCGCAGUCCAACCUACGAUACUUCAAACAACAGUCCACACACUGCAAGUCUCCCGAUUUAAUCAUUGAAUGCACCAAAGUGAGUCACGUUUUAGACCCUUCAUCAGACUAGUGGUGAGCCUCAUUGGAGGGUAGAGGAUGGGACAGCACCAGCGUGCAUAUUCUCUGUCCCGGGGCCUCUGGGAUAGACCUGUGAUGAAGUACUAACCUUUUUAAUUCACUGCACGGGUUCAUAAUACAGGAUCAAAAGCUUGAAGGGUUUUUCAAAGUGCCGAUUUGGCACCACAAACAAAGUUGAGGCAUAAACAAAUUCACUGGUUCUGUAGGAUUGCCAGCAGUGUUGUCCACUGAUGUCCAUGUGAUGGCCUGGAAACUUGAUCAGACAAUCGUUUUGCUUCUCCACUCAACAUUAGAAAGCACAGUCACUGGAGAAUUACCACCUCACCUGGACAUUCAUAAAUGAUUUAAAAAAAUUAUAAUAAUAAAGUUAAAGAUUGCAUUGGUCCCAAGUAUUACAUUUACAGUAUUCUGGGACAGUUACGUGACUAACUUCAGUUACUUCUGACACAUAUUCACUUGAAAUGAUUAACCAAUUGUGGUCAGUCAAAAUGUAUUCAUGAGUGCAGAGCCUAUUGCAAAUGAUGCACUGUUUCAUGCAGAGCCCAUUACCCACAAUGCACUGUCCAGGACACUGGCACUUUAUGGUAAUAUCAUAAUGAUUAUAUCAAGUAUGUGGAUAUUUACGGUCUGACUACCAAUACUGUGAGCAAAACCAUAAAACGUGUCUAUAUUCAAGCCACAGAACACAUAACCUUACUUGUGUUAAGGUUACUUUUUUAAAGAUUUUAUGGAAAAGAGACAGGGUAACGUACAUAUAAAGUAUGUGCCUUUUAUUUAAGAAAAUUAGAGUAGUGCUGUAAUCAUGUUUAUAGUUUUAUUCUUACAAUAUAUUGUAUAACUGAUAUCCCAUGUACUGCAAUGUUAAGAAUAACAUUUUGUAUGAUUGGAAUAGCAUAUCUUUCUUCAGAUUCCUUAUUUUCUGUUAUUGUAAUAACUGCUACACUUUAAACAGUACUUCAAGAAAUGUGCUGAGCCUGAUUUAUGUCACUCCAAGAGCUCAGAUUUUGUCCCAUAUAACAUUGGUUUGUCACAUUUAUGCAUAUUUUAACAUGGUUCUUAAAAAUCUAAUCAAAAUUAAUCACUGGUAUAGCAAAAAUACACUACAAAGAGCACUCAUUUGAACUAUUUUUUGAAAAGCUAUACACUCCAAAACCAACAUGUUAUUACUGGAAAUUCUCACUCAUAUUACCUUAACUCACCCUUUAAAAAGGACAGAUGAGGGACUGGAGUGAACUUGUGUGUUGGCUAAUGGGCUGACACACACAGGGCAUGAGCAUGUGUAAUAAUGAUAUCGCUGAUGGUGCUCCUGCCUACUAUGAUAAAGGAUGAUGAUGUCAUGCUUUCAGAGCCAGGGAGAUGUUUAUAGUAUAUGAGUUUAACAGACUGGGGUCUAUGAUGGUGGAAACCACAAAUUAAAUGUCACAAAUGCUGGAGCACCGAAUCACAGAUUCAUUUGUUUAAUCAGCGUUCAACUUAACUAAAAAAAUAAUAUGCCUGUUCUUUCAUAAAUAUUCAUAACAAUCAGAACCUGAUAACUCAGCAUAAUUGGUGAUAAUUCAAUUAUGUUAACUACUGUCUGUUGUAGCAGAACUGUUGCUGUAUCUUGGUGUAGUGAAUGGUACAGUGUUUUAUGUUUUGAUACAGUAAUCUGCUAUUUUGACACAAUCUGGUAAGGUACAGAAUGCUGGAAUAUGUAUUUAUUGAUUCGGUAUAUGCCUCCCUCUCUUCUUGUUUCACCAUGGUGUACUUUUAAUUUCUCUCAUUUCUAAUUGUUGUGCUGUUGCUACAAUUUUUCCAUUAAAAUGAGUUAAUAUA